This is a messenger RNA of Nothoprocta perdicaria, 962 nucleotides long. RefSeq names its product UTP11, small subunit processome component (gene UTP11). The record is from RefSeq and is a predicted model, not a curated record. Gene Ontology annotation, biological process: rRNA processing. Bases 1 to 762 code for a protein of 253 amino acids. Lineage: Eukaryota; Metazoa; Chordata; Aves; Tinamiformes; Tinamidae. Gene Ontology annotation, cellular component: nucleolus; small-subunit processome. The transcript has 8 exons.
AUGUCGGCCGCCUUCAGGAAAGCCGCCAAGUCGGGGCAGCGCCCGCACCGCGAGCGAGCACAGCCGGCGGCGCGGCGGAAGCUGGGGCUGCUGGAGAAGAAGAAGGACUACCGGCUGCGAGCGGACGACUACCGCAAGAAGCAGGAUGCGCUGCGCGCGCUGCAGAGGAAGGCGCUGGAGCGCAACCCCGACGAGUUCUACUUCCAGAUGGUCCGCAGCAGCCUGCAGGAUGGCGUUCACGUGGUCAAGCAGCCCAAGGACGAGGUGACGCCCGAGCAGGCCAAAGUGAUGAGGACGCAGGACCUCAAGUACGUGGAGAUGAAGCGGGUGGCGGAAGCCAAGAAAAUCGAAAGGCUGAAGUCGGAGCUCCAUCUCCUGGACGCGGAGGGGAAGCAGCCCAACAAGCACGUGUUCUUCUUUGAUACCAAAAAAGAAGUUCAAGAGUUUGAUAUUGCAACUCACCUGAACACCGUUCCGGAGCUGGUGGACAGAGUGUACAACCGCCCGACCAUUGCAACGUUACAGAAAGAGUCGCUGAAAGGAGCUACUGAUCCUGCCCACCUAAAGAAAUUAGCCCAACAAAGGAAGAAUCAGUAUGACCUCCUGAAGCAGCGAAUUGAGCGAGAAAAGACCAUGUUUGUAAUUGCACAGAAGAUUCAGACACGCAAAGACCUUUUGGAUAAAACACAGAAAGUGAAGGUGAAGAAAGAGACAACAAACAGUCCAGCUAUUUACAAGUUCAAAUUUCAGCGGAAACGCUAAUUGUUCCAUGAAGUAAUUAAUGUAACCUUUGUUUAGAAGGAAGAUUCUCUUUAAGAAGUACCGAUACAGCAUCAACAUCAGUCUGGCUUCCACUGCAAUCUUAACACCAUGUCAAAACAAAUUACUCUGGGCCUUCUGUAGCUAUAAACAUGUAUCUAAUUAAUGGAUUAAUAAAUCAGUUUAUCCUCAUGGUGUUUACA